UCAGUUUAUUAUAAAUUGUAAAAAAGAAAAAGAUAGUUUCUUCUUUAGUAAAAAAACGGGAUCCCUAAAAAUUGUCAACCAGCAAACCCAAACAGACAGUUUUGGCGUUGUAGUUUUGACAAAGGUUGGGGACAUUUUUAGGGAGCCCGUGGUGUCCUCAUCUGUAGCCCGUUUCUGUAACUUUUCUCUACCGAUUAUUUCUCUACUGGUAGAGAAAAUACGUCAUUCUCACCUACUAAUUAGCAGUAGAGAACAGGGCGGCGAAUUCAUAUCUCAAUUCGCCUUGGUAGAGAAUUGUUACAGAAACGAGCUACUGAUUUAGGUAUUUUUGUAGCUCAAAUUAUAGAUGAAGACAUUCAAAUUAUUAAGAGAGAAGAUAUAGACCAUAAGUAUUUUGCUAUUCCAGUAGGGAAUACAUUUAUUUUAAUUCCUAUGUUACAUAACUUAUUUUUAUAAUUUUACUUAGGAAGAAAUGGAAUUCAGUUUUAUAAUUGAUGGAGAGGAGGAGCCGGAUAUCAGUCAGGCAAAUGCUGGAGUAUCUCGCCGUUUCGACGGGUCCCAGCCUUUCCUCGACCGUAUGGCCACCCAACCUGCCGUGGAUAAUGACUCAGCGCAACAACAAAUUUUGGCUGCCCUUGCAAGAGUGGAGACUCGGCAAGAAGAAAUAUUAAAAAGGCUUUCCGCCGUAGAAAACGCCCUUGCCGAGAAGAUGCCCGAGCGUUGUGAAGUUCAAGCGCAGGGUCAACUGCUGCGUGAAUGUAAGGUGCUCUCUGCGAAAACCCACCGCAGUGUAAGCCGAAUCACCGGUGACUUGGUAAGUGAAGAGCAAACUUUACUGCAAAGUUUGCUACCAAUGUCAUCGGAGGAAACACUGCAUAAGGUGGAGGAGCACCUUCAAAACAAGGCACACGCUGACGCUAUGGCGGGCAUCAUCAUGCAGCUAAAAACAUCCAGGGGUACAGUGGAGAAAGUGCUGCAGUCGUUAUUCAGCGACGAGUUGGUGUGGCUGUACAACUUCGAUGGAAAGGCAGGGAAAAAGGCACUAAUAAAAUUAAAAACUGUCGACCUGGUUCUCGGUUGCUGUACAAAAGGCGUCUUGAAGCAUCGGCAGCUACAUUUAAACAAAUAUAUAUAUAUUAAUACAUAAAUUAUUUAUUUUUAGUUAUUAAAAUUUUUUAAUUUUUCGUUUAGAUUGUUUCUAUCGGAGAGUCAUUGGAUGUUGCCCAUAGCCAUUGGAAAAUGCUGCACGGGAAAGAUGAUAACAAAGAUGAAGGGAAAGAUGCCUACAAACGUCUCGAUUCAGUGGAGUCAUCAUAGGAGCAGUAAACGGUGUUCGGUGAUUCUGCCAAUUUAAUAUGAAGUAUCCGACAAACGCCAGCAGUUACUUGAAAUCAACAUUUUAAAAGAUCUAUAUAUAAGUCGUAAAAACGCAAUCAAAUUUUGCAAAGUUGUAACGAAACCGAUUUUUUGUGAACCAAUGUAAAUGAUUUGCAACUGUUAAUAUAUAUCAAAAGAAAGGUAAAUCG
This is a messenger RNA of Rhagoletis pomonella (apple maggot), 1526 nucleotides long. RefSeq lists its product as uncharacterized. Lineage: Eukaryota; Metazoa; Arthropoda; Insecta; Diptera; Tephritidae. The record is from RefSeq and is a predicted model, not a curated record. The transcript has 7 exons. Bases 473 to 1147 code for a protein of 224 amino acids.